GAAUGUGACGUCGCUUUUACAAAAUGCGGAUCCGAUUUCACAUUCGACCUGCAAUGGUUUAGCUUGGAUAAUAUCUCGUAUUAUACACAACGCACUUCAUAUGUAUAACUUAGAGCCGUCUGAGCUGAUGCAUUAGAUGAUAACGGAUACCCGACGCGGAAAAUAAGCGGUUUAAUAACAUAGUUAAUAAUACAGGGGAACCACUAGCUGUAGCUAGCAGGCUAAUCCUGUUGUACACGAGAAAAGGAAAGUGAAACAGAAAUCGCCUUACACUGGACUCUCCGGACACGUUCUGCAGUGAGACCCGUUUAUCAGGUGUAUUCAGAGGAAUGCACUUCUUCAGUUCGGGCUGUAGUUAAGUUGGAGAACCGUCCAGAUGAUCCUCGGGGUCACCGGACUCGGGCUGUAGAUCCGGUGGACUCCCACACCUCGGGGCUUUCUCAUACGAUGGGGAGCUGUUGUUGUCAUGCCGAGACUCCCUGCGCAUCCCUGGAGGAGAAGAGCGGGUUGUUGGCUGGAAAGACCGCCGCGCCCCCUGAAACGGGGAUAGAAGGUGCUUUCCCGGACAGCCCCACCUCUGAUGGGAGGAAAGCCAGCAUGGGUGAGAUCAAAGAGGGGGAGAUGAAGGAGGAGCAGAUCAAAGCAGAGGAGCAGACAUCAGUGACGGCGCAGGUGAGACAGGGAGAAAACACUCCCAGCAUGCGGCAGGAGAACGGCGUGGUCCAGAAGGAGAGCGUGUGUACGGAAGACGUGGCCCCUCCCACCCGACAUCAGAGCAGCGCCGGUGGACCCCUGGACCCCCAGCUCCAGCCGCUGCCCGCCGCUGUAGCCCCAGAUGUGGCGGUGACGGGAACAGUCGUCGUGGCAACGCCAGAGAAGCAAACAACAGCAGCGGUGGCGGAGGAGAGAUGUUCCCCCCCCAGCACUUCACAGGAAGUCACCGACGCACACUGUGAAGGAGAGCGGAGGAACUCUCCGGAGGGUCUCCGGAAGGAAGAAUCGCCAGAGUCCCUGCUUCCUGCUCUGGGGGGCUUCUCCCCCCCGAAGAUCUCAAACACACAGUUGCUCUCCCAGCCGCCUCCUUCUGCUCCCCAAACUCCAACCACCCGGGCUGUGAUACCAGAGCGGAUUUUGGAGGAGGGCAGCUCCUCCCCAGACCUCCAGGUCUGUUCUCUGGAGCCCCAGGUCUGUGGGGAGGUGCCCGUCGGCAGUUUUGUGGAGAAGAUCCAUUCCCCGGCCCUCCAGGUCUGUGGUGACGGGUCCAGCCAUACUGUUCCAGGCCUCAGCAAUACAGUUCAUGACAAUUCCCUCCACUCUACUUGGCCCAGUGAUGUCCUGGAUCAAGAGACCGACUGCCCUGUGGACAGCAGGCAGAGCAAGCCAACUCCUCUGGAGGAAGAUCUCCACUCUGACCUCCCGUCAGAGCUCAGGGCCACACCGACGGAGAUCAGGGCCUCACCGACGGAGCUCAGAGCCUCACCGAUGGAGCUCAGCGACCUCCCGUCGGAGCUCAGGGCCCCAAACGAGACCCUGGAGAAGCCCCCGGAGGAUGAACCCAGGCCCCUGGUCACCAGUCCUUCAGGGAACUGGAUCGGGUACAACCACCUGGGGGUGAACCAGGAUCAGGAUCAGCAGGAAGUGGUCGAUGUACAACAGGAAGCAGUUUGGAAAGGAGACGGGCAGGAGGAGGAGGAGGAGGCCGCCGGGCGGGGGAUGGGGGCUUCCAUUGAGCCGAUGGAUACAAGUGUCGGAGGAGAGGGGAAGGAGACCCAUACUGCUGCUGGGGGGGGGGAGGUAGAAAUGGAUGAUGAAGACGAGGAGACGGCGGGUGAGGAGGAGGAGGAGAAGGAGGAGGAGGAGAAGGAGGAGGAGGAGGGGAAGGCGGAGGUGUCCCUGGUGGACCAGGGAGAAAGCGACGAAGACAUUUAUGCAUCGAAGGAGGAUAUGUACUCAUCGCCAUCCUCUGCGGAAGUCACACAUCUGAAGGUGGAGGAGAGCUGCAGUCUGGCCCCAAUGGUGGACCUGCUGUCCUACAGCCAGCGGGAGUGGAGAGGAAACACUACUAAGAGCGCCCUUAUAAGGAAGGGCUACCAGCAGAUGAUGGAGCGGUUUGGCGGUGUGCGUCGUGUGCGGGGGGACAACUACUGCGCCCUGAGGGCCACCCUCUUCCAGGUCCUCUCCCAGACCACCAAGUCCCCCGCCUGGCUCCAGCAAGAUCACUUCACCACGUUGCCUGGGGAGCUGGAGGGCCCUGACGGACUACUCAGCCGGUGGUGGUUUCCGGGGGAGUACCAGUCAGGAGACGGCCAAAGCGGCGUGACCCAACGACUUAAAGGAUACAUUGAGCUCCUCAGGAAAACGUGGGCGGCGGCGGCGGACUGCCCCACGGCGGAGGCGCGGCGCCGGCUGUGCGAGGGCGUGUUCCAGGGCGGGCAGGAGGAGCUGGGGCUGAUGGAGGCCCUCAAGCUGCUGAUGCUGGGCCGCGCGGCCGAGCUGCACCGCAGCAUGGAGCAGGGCCACGACGUCCCCGUGUUCUGCUGGCUGCUGUUCGCCCGCGACACCUCCCCCUGCCCGCGCACCUUCCUCACCAACCACCUGAGGCAGGUGGGCGUCAGCGGGGGCCUGGAGCAGGUGGAGAUGUUCCUGCUGGGCUACGCCCUGCGCUGCACCAUCCAGGUGUACCGCCUCUACAUGAGCGGCACCGAGGAGUUCCUGACCUACUACCCCGACGAUCACCGUGAAGACUGGCCCGCCAUCAGCCUGGUCACCGAGGAUGACCGCCACUACAACGUGCCGGUCGUCAUGGCGACAGCGGCACCAGAAGCAGCGUCCAGAUGAUAGGAAGAGGGGGUUGGAGGGGGGAGGGGGAAGCCUCCUCCUACCCGUCCACAUCCUCAGGUCCUUCCAGACUCUGGUGCCAUAUAUAACAAAUGAUGCAAGUUGUGUGCGUGCGUGUGUUGCGGCUUGUGUGUUUGUGUGACAGAACUAUAAGCACAUACUGGCGAACACCCAAACCUAUUUGUCCCCCCCCUCCUUUUUUGCCAAAUUCAAGGACGGUCUUCUGACUCAGGCCUCUGCCGCCACAGAAGUACUAAAUAUCAGCCACCAUGGGGGGGGGGGGGGGGGGUGCGCAUGCGCGUGCGCAGUGUCAUCCACACUUGAGCCCCAGGCACAGACUUAUGGUGUUGUCAGUCCCCUUUCUUUGUGUCGCACCAAUAUUACAUCAAAACUUUGGAAUUUAGAGAUCUGGGUGUGUUCAAACACCAGCUGUGUGUGUGUGUUUGAGAGAGAGAGUGUGAUUGAGUGAGUGACAAACUGCCUUUUAACCAAGCUGUUCUUGGGGUGAGAUGUGCCAACGUCCUACACCAGCCUUCGGCCCUGCAGUGCCGGGGCCCAGCUCAGUGUUUCCCCGCUUACGGACGCCCGGUUUGGAUGUGUUGUGGUGGGUGACCCUGCCAGUCGUCUAUAGAUACUCGGCGAUGAAGUGAUUUAAAAGAUGCCUUGAAAGGGUCCUGUGUAUGUGAGCAGGCCGCCGAGGGAUGAAGGGUGGGGUCUGAACCCGAGGUUGGGAACCACUGGGCGGGCGGGCUCCACGGUACUGCGGCCUCAUGCGGUGCUCCAAGUUGCCUUAGAUUUAAUGCACAAUAAGUAGGAGGGUCUAACGCGGCCCCCCGACCGCCAGGACGCCACCAUGGCCCGCCUUUCAGCCGGUGGCGGAGAAGAGGACUCUGAUUAGUCUGAUCUCUUGGUUGUUUAUUCGGGGGGAGGGGAGAGUGGGAAUCUAAAAUGGGAAUAAAAAUAAUUUGUUUUCCAA
This is a messenger RNA of Gadus morhua (Atlantic cod), 3814 nucleotides long. RefSeq lists its product as uncharacterized. The transcript is spliced from 11 exons. NCBI's taxonomy places the organism in Eukaryota, Metazoa, Chordata, Actinopteri, Gadiformes, Gadidae. Gene Ontology annotation, cellular component: cytoplasm. Gene Ontology annotation, molecular function: cysteine-type deubiquitinase activity. Gene Ontology annotation, biological process: protein linear deubiquitination. Bases 448 to 2838 code for a protein of 796 amino acids. The record is from RefSeq and is a predicted model, not a curated record.